GCGGCAGAUUUGAUUGACAAAUUUUGCUUGCAAUCAAAUGGAUGCUAUUGGAGUGGAGGAUGCACUCUACCUAACAAGAUAUGGCAAAGCACUUGGAUUUAAAGGGAAUGUCAACAUUCACGGGACUGUGAUAGCUGUCAGUGAAAUUUUCAGAGUAAAAGAUGACCUUGUGACACUGAUCAAGUUGAAGGGACAUAGCAAUGCCAGUGUAUCUGUUAUGGUUCUUUACAGAAAGAGGCCUGUUGGAGAAGGGGAUGGUCAGCAUGGAACAGUUAACUCAUCUUGGCAACUGCUCCAAAAGUGGAAAGAGAAACUUGAAAUUAACCAUGAAGCUGUCAUCUCGAAAUUGAAACUGACAGUCUUAUUUAAGGGUACAGAUAAGGAGGAGACAACCUUCCGCACUGACGCAGCAUCUUCUUGUUUGAUGAAGGAAAAUGAAGAAACGUACAACAACUUCACAUUGGAAGACUGGUUUUACAAAUACCUUCGAAAAAUUAUCUCAACCAAAGACGUCACACUAUCAGAUAUAGCAGAGCCAAUACGUCUCAAGCUCUUUAAAGGGAGAGUCACUAGUUGUGAAGAUGCUGUCCAUGGUGUUUAUGAGUUGGAUCAAACAAGGAGAUUGUUCCUUACGAGAAUACCUACUGAAACAUGCUUUGAAAAGAUCAAGCCCGGCGCAAGAAUUUCAGUUUCUGUCCACCAUGAUCCCCAGGUUUUCAGUGAGGAUGAAGUCAUCUUUGGUUGUAUCCACAGCAGUGUUCAGCUCCUUGAACACCCAGACCAGCCAUCAGAAUCCAUGCCAUUUCGAUUUUCAACCAGUAGUGUUGCAUCCUUACUUUCGAGCCAUACAAUCUGCAAUAGACUGCUGUAUGAGGUCUGCAAACUUGAAAAGUCGAUUGUCCAGAGGUUCAAUCUGUCAAAGAAUAGACAUCGAGCCGGAGUCAUACUUCAUACAGUUCUUACCCAGCCGCUGCUGUCCUCACUGGAGAUAAUACCCCCAAAGACAGGAAACAGGAAUAUAAAUGAAGUUGAGGAGUUCCUGAAAGACAGUUGUUUUGAGAAUCAGGACUGUGGUCUCCCUUGCACUUUCCCAACUAUAGCUGACCUUCUCUCCAUCCCGAUGAGACACAGAGACGACGCCCCCUCGGAUCACAAACAAGGGUGGUCGGCCAAAUGUUUCAAAUCUUCCGAUUUCAAUCCACCCCAGGCUCUGCUGGGGGUCCUACAUACGAACAAAACAAACGGCCACGUUGAAUUGCAAGACAGCUACGGACAUAUUAGUGUUGUUAUUUCUGACGACCGGAAAGACAAAAGUCAUCAUUUGUGUUCGGAUAUACAGAGGACAGCCUCCAAGUGCUUCUGUGCAAAUGAGCGAAUAUCUCGGUGUUCUUAUGCUCAGACAUGGCUCUUGGAUCAUGUUGUCAGGAUAGACAAUUAUGAAGUUGUUGUCGAGACGUUUUCAUGCCAAGAUGGUUCCUCUGAUUCAAACUUAACAAAAUGUUACGUUCAGGUUUCUGCAAAAGAUGUACUGAUUUGUGAUAAAGUUUCGAUGAAAUCUAAGUCUGAGGUGCCGGGUUCUGAGGUCAGUGGAGUGCACAAGACACAAAGAAAGCAUGAGAAAUCUGUGAAGCUAGAAAAACCAGGUGCUCUGGAUUCAUAUCGAACUGGUGCUAAAGACAAAACUGCUAUAAGACAUAUAGCUUGUGCAGAAUCUGAGUGCGGAUACUCAAAUCCGCAAUCUUUACCAAGUGCUAAAAUGAAAUCACUUCAAAGUAAAGUGAACUCUAGUUGUGCUAAAUUAGAAUUCCAUGGUGCUAAAUCUGUAUCAGGUUGUGAUAAAGUGUCUACUAGUGGUUUUUGUGAAAGGAAAGAAUCAAGUGAUGUUAGAAUGACCCUUAUCGGCACAGGAACAGAACUUGGUGGUGCUAAAUGUAGUAGAAAAAUAACAGAAAUUCAGCCUAGUAUUGCACCACAAAUUUUGUCUCAGUCUUCAGAUUGUGAAUUUCUUGUCAUUUGUACAAAAGAAGGCCUGCAAAUGAAACAAUUCACCAGAACGACCGGUGAACUUUUUUUCAACAUCACUGGGUUUAAGCUCAGAGAAAAAAGAGGUGCUUCUGUGGGACAAACAGAUGCUAAUGGAAAUAGUGUACAGACUGUAAAAGCUUCACAAUUAAAAGAAGAAAGUGAAAAUAAAGACUGUGCAUCACAGGGCCAUUUAGUACCUUCAGAAAACUGUGAUGAAAACUUUACAUUCGAACGAAUUGCCUUGACCAUUAGUGGUGCACAAGUUAGGCUGUUUGAGGUCCUGCAUUGCAACUGUGUGUACAAGUUGACUGUGAAUCCCGCAUUGAUGCAGAGAGUCUUCAUUUCAAAUGUGCCAGCAGGAUUGAGAGGGAAAAGUCUGACAAAAACGUUCACCCUGAAUGAGAACUGUCAAGUUGAGAGAUUGCAAGACUUUGUUGUGUCGUCUGCUUUGUUUGAAAGUAUCAACAAAGUAGAGCCAGACGUCCUCACUGUUGCUGAAUUACUGAGAAGCAGGUCUGCAUUCCAUUCUAAUCAAGGAUCAAGUCAAGCAUUGGUUUCAGUCAAGGGUAUCGUCAACUCAAAGACUCUGAAAACAUUGGAUAGGAGAGCAACAAAUCUUCCAAAGAAAUGUAUUAAUUCACUAGGUCUAUCACCCUCUGGUGGCCAGAUCACUCUCACCCUGUCCGACCCCGAGACCUCUGAUGAGAUAUACCUUGGGCUACCAUGUGGAUCACACCCCUAUGCAUUAGGAGUACUGCCAGGAGCUACGAUCAUUGCCAGUCAAGUUGGGAGAAGGAGAUUGAACGGUCUGAAUUGCCUUCAGUUUGUAGCAGUUUCUAGCAUAAAAGUUCUGAAACGCACUGCAGAGCUUGUUACAACCAGUAAGAAGACCAUUAGUCCACCACAGAUGUCUCUAUUCCAAGUCUGGAAUGUUGAUGAGAUUGAGGAGAUCCAGUUCCAAUGUGUGGUCUUUGUGAGCGUUGUUCUGAAACUUACACUGGACCCUGUGUGCAUGCAUUGUGCAAGUCACUUUCAUAAUGGAAAUUGUACAGGACGUGGCUGUACCUCCAAUGCUGGGAUCAUCAAACCAGAGGCAAUAAUCAUUGGAGACGAUGGCACAUGUAAAGGACUUGUCUUCUGUAGAGGCGGUUCUGUUCAAGGACUUCUUGGCAUGUCUGGUGAAGCUUGGCUAGAGUUGGAGGAGUAUCUACUGAAUAAGGGUGGCUUUUACUAUGACAAGGCAAACCCAACCAAUGAAGUGAUUCCUGUCCAUCAGAUGUUGCAGGAAUCGUGCAUCAAUGGCAAUCUCUGCUGUUUCGUGGACAUGUGUCUGAAGCCUGCUGUGGGAUUGAUGCGUCAGAAUACAUGCAAGGCUCCGACACAGAUCACAUGCAAGGGUCUGACACAGAUCACAUCCAAAGAUGUACCUAUGAAAAGGAUAUCCUGUCGUCAAACAAGAUUCGAAACGCACCAGUUGCCCAUGCUGAAACUGGACUGUCUGUCCAUUAGACCAGAAAAGUAAACGAGGUAUUGCCAGAUAUUAUACGAAAACACAUGAUGGAUUAUAGAGAAAAUAUGUGAAUGGACUACUGGAAUCCGUUUCUAUGUCAAUAGCAGAGUCGUGCUGUAUAUAAGUGUCCGUUUCUCAAACCUGUGCUAUGAUCAAGUUACAGAAUUGACAUACUCUGGACUGAGACGAUUCAUUCUCUCUUUACCACUGGAAAAGAGGAUCCGCAUUAUAAUGGCAUUUAUAUUUAUGCUUGCUUCAAUGUUUUGAAUGUAACUGGGUAGGGUAGCAUCAUCCUGAGGAUAAAUGUGUUACAUGAAAUUUGUGCCUUGAACUUAAGUUCUUUGUGGCCCAUCUUGAGUACCAAGAAGGAAUUUGAUCGAGUGGUGCUUUG
Messenger RNA from Lineus longissimus, 3926 nucleotides. RefSeq lists its product as uncharacterized. Gene Ontology annotation, molecular function: telomeric repeat DNA binding; single-stranded DNA binding. The transcript has 20 exons. Gene Ontology annotation, biological process: positive regulation of DNA replication; telomere maintenance via telomere lengthening. NCBI's taxonomy places the organism in Eukaryota, Metazoa, Nemertea, Pilidiophora, Heteronemertea, Lineidae. The record is from RefSeq and is a predicted model, not a curated record. Gene Ontology annotation, cellular component: CST complex. Bases 38 to 3547 code for a protein of 1169 amino acids.